AUGCAACAAGUUCCCGCCCGCCCAGCGGCAGCGGUGCGGAGGGAGCCGACGGCGCCCGACACCACUCGACGCUUCAGUAUCGUCGCGACCAUGGCUACGGACGGACGUACGAAGCGCUCGCAGUCGAUAUGCGCUCCCGCCUCCGCGAGUAUGGAAGCUCUUGCAGCUCCCAUGGAGACCACGCCAGCGCCUCGCCGGAGGCCUGCUGCGCGGUCCCAAUCUGCCAGGAUUACUGGCGGUCGCUCCGUGAGGCAACGACGCCAGCAACAGCAGCAGCAACAACUGGACAGAGAGACCAGGACCCGGUACAGCUCGGAGCCUCGCCUUGCUGAGGCUGAGACUCCGCCUCAGGUCCGCAGGCAGGCCUCGGCCCGCCGCCGCCCGCCACCCGGCCAGCACAAUCAGCCGCGGCGCUCCAACGCUUUCCUGGAUGUACCCAGGAAUGCGCCGCACCAGCCCGAGGAGGAGCCCGACGAGGACUCGUACCGACUCCGCACGUUCAACAUCACGCAGAAAGGAGGUCAGUGCUAG
Spodoptera littoralis (African cotton leafworm) is the source of this 531-nucleotide messenger RNA. The record is from the annotation of a GenBank genome assembly. Lineage: Eukaryota; Metazoa; Arthropoda; Insecta; Lepidoptera; Noctuidae.